CAUCACCAUCGUGACGUCAGUGCGCGCGACGCUGACGUCACGAGGCAAAAUGGUGGACCCCAUGGAGGACCUGAAGCUGCGGGAGAUGGAGGCGGAGAUGGCGCUCUUUGAGCAGGAGGUGCUGGGCGGGACGCUGACCUCCCAAGGUCGCCCAGUCAUCUCCUCCAACACGUAUCAGCAGGUGCAACAGAGCUUGCUGCAAGCCCGGGCUGCAGCAGGGCCCAUUCCGAUGCCGCCUCUGCCACCGUUUGUGCCCCCCAUGAGGCCCCCGCCAAGGCCUGCGUUUGUCCCCCAUGUCCUACUCAGGCCAGCCGCGACGGCAUUGUCGCAACGGCCUCCGCUAUUGAGGCCUCCGCUGCGCCCGCCUCCGUUCAUGCCCAUGCCGCCCCGGCCACACGGCAUGAUGGGGCCGCCCCCACCCAUCGGCCCCAUGGGCUUACCUCCGGGCCCCCCAAUGGGAGGGAUGAUGUCCUCGGCUGUAGUGGAGGCACCCCCCAAACUCAACCCCUCCGUCAUCCAGGCGGGCCCCACGGUCUACCUCGCGGCGCCUGUUAAGGCCACAGCGCCGGAGGAGGGCCACUCUCACACGGCGCAAGAGAAGAAGGAGAGCGGUGUCGCCGCCACCAAGGUGGACGACUCCACCAUCAUUGGCCCCGUCAUGCCUCCCCCCGCACCCCACGAGCCACCCAUAGCGGAGACGCACCAUCACCACCACCACCACCACCACCCACCCACGGAGCGCGGGGGGGGCGGCGGUGGGGGUGGCGGGGGCGGCGGUGGUGGCGGCGGCGGCGGCGGUGGCGGUGGCGGCGGCGGCAGCGGUGGCAGCGGCGGCAGAGCUGGGACGAGCGAACGAGGAGCGGGAAAGAACUCGGAGUCGUCUGAAGAGAAGCCGGCGAAGAAGAACCGUCCCGAGAAAGUGAAGAAAAUCCUGCGAUCCGCGGCCGGCAUCACCUGGGAGGAUGCCAGCCUCAUGGACUGGGACCCCAAUGAUUUCCGCAUCUUCUGUGGAGACCUGGGUAACGAAGUGAGCGACGACACACUGGCGCGCGCAUUCUCGCGCUACCCCACGUUCCUGCGUGCCAAGGUGGUGCGCGACAAGCGCUCGGGCAAGACCAAGGGCUACGGCUUCGUCAGCUUCAAAGACCCCAACGACUUCGUGCGCGCCAUGCGGGAGAUGAAUGGGAAGUACGUGGGCAGUCGGCCGAUCAAGCUGCGCAAGAGCACGUGGCGUGACCGCAACAUGGACAUCGUGCGCAAGAAGAACAAAGAGAAGAAGAAACUGGGCCUCAAGUGACCCUGCGCGACCUCCUUCGACCUCCCUCGACCUCCCGUGUGACAUCCCGUGUGACCUCCCCUGUGACCUCCACCAACCUGUGACACCGCCAAAACAAUAGCAGAUUCAACACUUGGAAGUUAUCCAGCAUCUAAAUGCAAUUGCACCAAUCACGACUACUAGCCCCAGGGGCAGCCAGGGCAGAUACAGCACCAGCGAGUCCCAGGGCAGCCCUGGGGAGUCGGUGCAAUAAAACCCCCCCACAGCUGGGCCUGACCAAGCCUCAAGUACAAUGAUGGUGCUGUGAUUGAGUACCCCUGUGAGAGAGCGGCGGUACGAAUGAGCGGCCCUGUGAGUGAGCGGCGCUGAGCGCGAGUGGUUCUGAGUGAGCGACACGAUGGUUUUGCUCCCCGAUGAGACCAGGUGGAGGAUACUGCAUCUGGUGCGAUCGACGUCGCUACCAUGAACUCUGAGCCCGUGCACCGGCUCCGAGGAGGAGGGGGACCUCCUUGCUGUCACCGUUUUGUUUUUGGCGAGGGAACCGGUUUCGAUGCUUGAAUGUUUUGGUUGUGAAAGAAGGUCGCCACCUCCCGACGUACAACUACAUCGGGAUGUAUCCUGGGAAGUUCAUGAAGAAUUUCUCGCAGGACCAGCAGAGCAGAGCUACUUGUAAAUACUGUACGCCGUCUUGAGUAGCGUAGUAGUAUUCUUUUUUUCUAAUUACGCAAAUGACAAUUUCGCGACUUUUAAUAAACACUGUGUAUUACA
Messenger RNA from Lethenteron reissneri (Far Eastern brook lamprey), 2044 nucleotides. Its product is annotated as RNA-binding protein 42-like. Gene Ontology annotation, molecular function: mRNA binding. Lineage: Eukaryota; Metazoa; Chordata; Hyperoartia; Petromyzontiformes; Petromyzontidae. The record is from RefSeq and is a predicted model, not a curated record.